AUGUUUCUGAAGCACUAUCGAGGUUCCGUCCAUAGCGAUGCCGAUGAUAGAGAGGCACUCAUAAAUGAAAAGCGAUCCGAAUACCUGCAUGAAGCAGUUCCUUUCGGUGCCGGAGAGUAUCACCGGCUCCGGAAAAUCAUCGCUAUUCAAUACAUCCUUAUAGUCUCGCUUUUAGUCUUCGCUAUUGGAGCUGGGAUUGCAGUCUGGACGGAUCCAGGACUAGAAAUACCUGAUAUGGUUUACUCUCCUGCUCAAGACGUCCUCAGAUACAAGAACAUCGUCUUCAACCCCGGCUGGGGAGAUCGAAAGUCAAUCUACAUGGGUCCGCCAUCGGAAGAGAACAAUAGAGCAUGGGAUGAUCUCCACGUUGCGCCGGCGAUGGUCAAGAUUCCUGCAAGCGAUGCAGCGAAAUUGGUUAACAAGACUGUCCCGAUUCCUGGAAAUUCGGGGAACAGUUCGGGGUACUAUUUAAUUGGACUUGAUGUCUUUCAUCAGUUGCACUGUUUGGAUAUGCUCCGCAAAGUACUCUGGGGUGUUGAUAUGCAUCACGCCAAUGACGAGGAGGCAAUGCAUCACCUUGACCACUGUAUCGAAAUGAUCCGUCAAAGUCUCAUGUGUUCAGCCGAUAUCACCGUCGAUGUGUGGGCGUGGAAUGAAGAAAAGCAGAUGGUCACUGUGAGGGCGGAUAAUAUGCACACUUGUCGGGACUUUGAGGCUAUUCGGCAGUGGGCGCUUGAGAGACCGGCAGGAGAAUUUGAUCGGACGAUACAUUUGGUGGAUUCUUGA
Messenger RNA from Aspergillus viridinutans, 786 nucleotides. Its product is annotated as oxidase ustYa family protein. NCBI's taxonomy places the organism in Eukaryota, Fungi, Ascomycota, Eurotiomycetes, Eurotiales, Aspergillaceae. Gene Ontology annotation, biological process: mycotoxin biosynthetic process. The record is from RefSeq and is a predicted model, not a curated record. The transcript has 4 exons. The coding region runs from base 1 to 786 and encodes 261 amino acids.